Humulus lupulus (European hop) is the source of this 1797-nucleotide messenger RNA. RefSeq names its product beta-glucuronosyltransferase GlcAT14A. NCBI's taxonomy places the organism in Eukaryota, Viridiplantae, Streptophyta, Magnoliopsida, Rosales, Cannabaceae. Gene Ontology annotation, molecular function: glucuronosyltransferase activity. The coding region runs from base 180 to 1490 and encodes 436 amino acids. Gene Ontology annotation, cellular component: membrane. The record is from RefSeq and is a predicted model, not a curated record. The transcript is spliced from 4 exons.
AAGAAAUGUUGAGCGAACCCGAGUGUUGAGAGGAGGAAUAUGAUAGAAAAGCAAAAGAAUCGAGAGAAAGAGGAGAAGAGAUCACUUGAAGAGAAAGCAAACACCAACAACGAAACAAUCGAAUCAUUGUUUUGUCCAAAUCAGAAUUCUCCCCCAAACACCGCCCCGGAAAACCCGAAAUGCAAACCCCACACCAAACGACGCCGCAUCUGCCGUCGUCGUCGUCGUUCAAGCUCUCCACGGCCACUCUCAAAGACCCGAAAACCACACUCUCCGUAGUCUUAGCUACUUCUCUCUUCUCCCUCCUCUUCUUCCUCGCUCUCUUCUCUUCGCCGCUCACUUCUCCUUCUCCUCCUCCCAGACCCAAACCCGACCCCUUUCUCUUCCCUACCAGCCAGACCCACUUCGACGCCAACAACCCUUCGGAUCCUCCUCGUCCCCCUUCGAUCGCUUACCUCAUUUCCGGGUCGAGCGGCGAUUCUGCUCGGAUCAUCCGUUUGCUCUCCGCUACGUACCACCCCAGGAACCGUUAUCUUCUUCACCUGGACCGAUUUGCUUCCCGAGCUGAGAGGGACCGUCUCGCCAUUAAUGUUCAGUCGGUUCCCAUUUUUAAAGCUGCCCAGAACGUCGAUGUGAUUGGAAAGGCCGAUUUUGUGUACCCGAAAGGGUCUUCGUCUCUCUCGUUCACGCUUCAUGGAGCUUCUAUGCUUCUCAGGUUGGCCCCCAGUUGGGAUUGGUUUAUCAGUCUCAAUGCCGGUGAUUACCCACUCGUCACGCAGGAUGAUCUUCUUCACAUUUUGUCAUACUUGCCCAAAAGUCUCAACUUUGUGAGUCAUUCGAGCUACAUUGGCUGGAGAGAGUCCAAGAAGUUAAAACCCAUAAUUGUAGAUCCAGGGCUUUAUUUAUCAGAAAGAUCAUCGAUGUUUUAUGCUUCACAGAAGCGGGAACUGCCUAAUGCGUAUCGACUAUUCACAGGUUCAUCUUUCUCCAUUUACAGCCGUAAUUUUAUUGAAUUCUGCAUUCUGGGUACGGAUAACCUCCCUAGGACUCUGUUGAUGUAUUUUUCCAACACACCUUCAGCACUUUCCAGCUACUUCCCCACCAUUUUAUGCAAUUCUCGACAGUUCAACAAAACCAUUGUAAACCACAACCUACAAUAUGCCAACUUCGACAUACCCCCAAAGGAGGAGCCCCGUCGGGUCAUUUCUGAUGACUUUGAUCCAAUGAUUCAAAGUGGGGCAGCCUUCGCUUCUAAAUUCAAGCUGAAUGAUCCAUUACUUGACCGUAUCGACCAAGAAAUUUUAAGCCGAGCCCGAGGCGACGUUGUGCCUGGUGGGUGGUGCCUAGGUGAGCCUAGAAACAGCACAUGCUCUGUAUGGGGAGAUGCUGAUGUUCUGAGGCCUGGUCCAGGUGCCAAAAGACUGGAGAAACUUAUUGUUGAGUUGUUCUCCAAUGGUACCUCAACAUCUAAUAGAUGCAUAUUUGAAUGACCACCAAGAAAUGAAGGGUAUCGACUAUCAAGCUCUGCCCUUUACACCACCUUUUGUAAAUUUUUGGGGAAAAGAUUAACCACUUGGUGGCAAUUCUUUUAGGAACACACUAGAUUGUUUAUAGGCUCAUUUGAGUUGAGGUGUUGUUAUCAUGUCACGGGCACUAGAAAAUAGAAAUCAUUUUGCGUUAUUAAUCAUACUAUGUUGUGCUAAAGAUGUAUGUGAUCCACAUUACUGGAAUUGGCAUUAGUUUGUCUCCGUUUAAUGUUGAUUUGUAUCAAUUGCAUAGAGUCAGGUUGUGGCUUAA